GGGGACAUGGCGGCGUGUCGGGGGGUCUGCGCGCCGCCGGGGCAGCGUGGGACGCGGCCCGGCCCGGCACCUGCGUGCUCCGCCCUUCCCGUGGCUUCCUGGGUCCGGGGCAGGCCUGUGUUUCCUGCGGCGUUCGCGGGGGCUGAGGGGGCGGUGGCGGAGCGUCCCGCUGAGGCGCGCCGCCUCCCGGGUGCCCCUGGGCCUGGCUUGAGGUGCCGCGCAGGGCCUCAGGGAGGCUGCGAGGAGCUGUGCCCACCCCCCACCCCCCCCCACGCACUUGGUGUUGUGAACGACAGGGCGGGUGGGGGAGUAAAGGAGGGAGCCCCCAAUUCCGUUCCCCACAGCAACGAGCCGACUGGCUUUUUCCUCGUGUGGGACGGGGUGGGCAGAGGGGGGUUGAAAAUUAAAUCUUGCUCGGCAUCUCUGGGUGCUGGCUACGUGUGACAGCUCGCAGUGCUUACGUGCGUUCUUAGAUCAAAGCCCUGGUCCGGCGUCGCGUCCCCCCCGUCCCGUCCCCCCCCCCCCAGCAGCUCCCGACAGAGGCACGGGGAAAUCCGUAAGGAGGCGGUGAGCAGGGGUUGAUGCUCCCUCAAGGGCUCUCUUCUGAAGUCCGUCAAGCCUUUCCUGGGGCAAGGUGUACUGCACAGCAGGUCUGUGGAAAAAAAUACCUCUCUUUAGUUUCGAACCUGCCUCCUGCUAGUUCUGUUUGAAGUCUGACUCUUGUGUUUGAAGAGGCACUGGACAGUCUUCCUCAUCAGCCUUUCUUCCUGCCACAUCUGAAUUUAUAAGCUUUUAUCCUGCACCCCUCAACUAUGUUCCCCAGCCUGGAAGAUUGAAAACUGUUUAGUCUUUACUUAUUUGACAGCCAUUCCCGAUCUAUAGGUCAUCACCUUUCCCUGAACCUUUCUAAGCUACAUUUUGUAUCUUUUCUGAGAUUAAUGAGCACUGAAAGGACAUACACACAGAGCUGAAGCUGCAGGUUGUGUGGUUUUAAAAUUUCCAGGCUGCUUACAAUGGUUUUAUUCUUUUGACUGCUGUUUUUAACCAAGGAAUUGCCUGUCAUUGUGUGUUGUUCCUUUCCCUGAACUAAGCACAAUGAUAGUGGGUUUCUUGUAUUUGUCAUUUGAAUGCAUGUGUUGAGCCCACAUGCCUUACAGUUGCUCUGUGACAGAGCAGCUCUUCUGCAGUAACAUUUUGUACCAGGCCCUAUGAACUAGUCAGGGUCAAGUCUUAACUUCUCCUGUUAUGUGUUCCUUGACUUCCUAAAACAUUCAUUAACUGUGGUUAAAAGCACAGAUUUAGCAUCUUGCUUCUGCGUGACGUCUACUCUGUCUACACAGGGAGAAGUGAAAUCUCCUUGGUUUUAUUCUUGUUUUUCUGUUGGCCCUCAUUAUAUUGCAGGCAUUGUAAUAAACUUGACAUCCUGUUUAGAAGGAUAGUGGUUUCUAGCACAUUAGAAAUUUCAUACUAAAAUAAAAAAGUUGUAACCAUAGACAUUCUGCACUGUUGACAUAGUUGUCUUGUUAUUUUGUAUCAUGGGACUAGCUUCCCUUUGAUAACACAUUUAGGGAACUUUAUUGCGGUUCUGCCCUUUGUAUGCAGUGUUUUUGACCAAGAGAGGUUUUGGUUUUGACCACCUACUGGCUCAUGUUUCAUGGUAGCAUUCAGUCACAUUUUAAAAAUAAGGAAGAAACAAGUCCUGUUGCCAACAUGCUGUCAGAUCAGUGGUUGGUUUUCCAUGAAGAAGUAACUGUAAUUGUGAGAUCACCUCAAUCAUUCUGUGGGAUUCUGCUGUUGUCAUAAAAUACCCAUUUAACAUCCUAAAAAGAUACAUUCAUAAUGUUAAUACUGAAGUGACUUGUAGGGCUCAUAAAGUUUUCAAAUGCCUGUUUGAUUCUUUUCAGGAUUCCAUUUCUUUAAAAAAUUCUCAAGUAUGGGAUUUUUUUAGAUGCUAGUUUAUUAUGCUUCUGAAGAAAAAACUUUCCAAAUGUGAGCCAUAUAGGGUUUUUUUUGUGAUUAUCCCCCCCCCCCCCCCAGUAAUGUAGGCAUCCUAGGACAACAGCUCAGAGGCAUGAUAUGUCACAUAGUCUGAAAUGUUAAAACUGAACUUCGGUAAUUUUGGUUGCAAUAUGAACUAUUGUAGUACUAUUAGAUAUAUUAGAAAUAUCAAGGUAAAUUCUUUCAGGCCUUUUGUUGGAUUCUAAAAAGAAGUUCAUUAAUUCUAUUACAGGUUCUUUUUUUCAAAGGCUGGUAAUGUUGGGAAUAAGGCUUUGAAACUCCUACCCGUGAAACUGAAAGUUGCCUUUGUCUGGGCUUGAAAGUUAAAUCUAAAAAACAUAACAUUCUUCCAGCAUUACAACUUCAACUGAAUCUGAAAUAUCAAAAAAAGAUAUUUUUGAGGGAUUUUGUAUGAUAAAAGUGACAAAUAGCCUCUUACUCAAAUAGAACAAGUACCAAACUUUCUGAGGUAUUUUCUCCGAGUAUGUUUAAUACAGUGAAAAUGUAGUACUUCAGUAUUCAAAUUUCCUUGUUAUGGAUGGAAUAAACCUCACUGAUGGGGGGGUGUUCUCACUUUUCCUCUAUUUAAGUUGGUGUAAACAAACUAUUAAUUUUUUAGGAAGUCUCAUUUCAGACUGAAGUGUAUAUAAUCUUUCAAAAUACAGGCAAUAUAGAGGUGGGCAGAUACAAUUUGGGAAGAUAACUGUAUUUUAUUACCUACAGAGAAAAGUAAACAGAGAAUAAUUACAAAGAAUAAAAUCUGCAUCAGGGCUGAGCUACAAUAGGGACUUUAUGCUUUGCAGAAGGAAUUAAAGCAACAUCUGGAAACUUCCUGUACCUUUUAACCAUGCAAUCUUUCACCAGACAGUGUGAAGAUUUUCAGUAAGGAUCAGCAGAGCUUCUGUUGCAUUAAUGCUUCAUUAUUCCUACUGUGAAUUAAACACAGACUCAAGAGAAAACUGUUACUUCUAGUCCUUCUUUAAUUUGUAAGUAUAUAUGGAAAAAAUAAAAAUCAUUGUCCACAGUCAUGCACAUGUUCCCCCGUUAUGAAGUUUGGAUAAUUUGAACUAUGGAGAAAACCUAAGAAGUUAAGCUUGAGAAAAAGAAAUCUGACAGGGAAGAAUUAGAAGAUUAUCUCUAAAAAUGAACAGAUAUGAUGAUAUAAUAGAAUAAGAAUUUCAAAGAUGGGACUUAGAAGAGUCAAAGCUAAAUUCUGUGAGGAGCAUUUGUGAGUGAAUUCUAGGACUAAACAGCAAGUUCUCCCCAAGGAUAGGUAGGGGAACUUUAACAGGACAGGAUUUAGAGGUGGUGACACUUUCUUCACAUUUCAAACUGAUACAGUAGCCUUGGAAGGUAUGGCUGGGAAGGAUGUGACAGCAAUGAUACCAGUAACCUCAUUGGAAAUGCUAAACAUGUUAAUGAACAUGUUCUGAAAUGUAAUUAAUAGUAGUGUUACAGUCAUAUCUUGAGCACUAAUUGGAAUUUUGAGCACAGUAAAAUUGCAUUAUUAAAACAGAAGAAUCAGAAACUGCAGCUUAGUUUGUGGUACAUCCUUAUGUUACAUUUAUAAACUUACAUAAUAUGAUAAAAACCACUACGAAAAUAUUUUGCUUAUUUCAGUUCUUUACCAGCAGAUUUUAAAAACUAAAGGAAGAUGUCUUUUUUCCCCAAAAUCUCUUUCCAACAUGAAGUUGAAGAGUAUCUCACCAAAGUGUUCAGAAAUAAUGAGCUUAUCACUGCUUUAGGUACACAGAAGGCGGAGAGUAAAUAUCAAUCUCUGUUAAGUCAUCUAUCUCAUCCACCAGGUUUCACAACUGUUAGAGUUAAUACCCACUUGGCCUCAGUGAAACAUAUGAAAAAAUUGCUGUUUGAAGAGAUCCAGAAGCAAUUUAAAGGACUGUGUGUUCCAGUUCUUGAGCACCCGAAACUCCAGGACGUCUUAUUAAUUCCUGUCAUUGGACCCAGGCGAGAUUUAAAAAAACAUUCAUCUGAAGUCAUUGUUGGAGCCCACUGUGGAUAUGCAGUACUUCGAGGAGCACAUGUUUAUGUCCCUGGGAUCAUAUCUACCUCAAGAUUUAUGAAAGCUGGUGAUCUGGUCUCAGUGUAUUCAGAUAUUGAAGGGAAAUGUAAAAGAGGAGCCAAAGAAUUUGAAGGAGUCAAAGUUUUCCUUGGAAAUGGGAUUUCAGAACUGAGUCGCAGUGAAAUCUUUAGUUCAAGUGGCCCAUUGAAUGGGAUGGGCAUAAGAAUGAUAGAGCCAGUCUACCUUAGUCCUUCGUUUGACAAUGUGCUCCCUAGUCAUUUGUUUUUGCAGAACUUGCCUUCUGUGGUUGUGAGCCAUAUUUUAAACCCUCAGCCAGGAGAGAGAAUUUUGGAUAUGUGUGCUGCACCUGGAGGGAAAACAACCCAUCUUGCAACAUUAAUGCAUGACGAGGGUGAAGUAAUAGCCAUGGACAAGAUAGCUAACAAGGUCAAAAAAAUUAAGCAGAAUGCUGAAUUGCUACAGCUGAAUUGCAUUAAGGCCUUUUGCUAUGAUGGAACAAAGGCACUUUCAGCUGAGAAGAGAGAGGAUGAACAAGAAGGACCUCCAUUCUUACCAGAGUCAUUUGAUCGAAUUCUUCUUGAUGCUCCAUGUAGUGGGAUGGGACAGAGACCAAAUAUGGCUUAUUCCUUGACAUUAAAGGAGGUGACUUCUUAUCAGCCACUACAGCGCAAGCUUUUCACUGUGGCAGUGAAACUGCUGAAGCCAGGAGGUGUUUUAGUAUAUAGUACAUGUACGAUUACACUCUCUGAAAAUGAGGAGCAAGUUGCUUGGGCCCUGAAAACUUUUCCAUGCCUCCAGCUUCAGCCACAGCACUGAAAUCCUGCUUCUUUCCGAGGGAAAGAAAGGAAGAGAAGAAUCAGGCUGCAACCUCUUGGCUGUCCAGCUUUACAGCACACAGUACAUGCUUAAGCAACUAAGUCGCAUCAUGUGAUGACUGGGUGAGCUCAUGUAUUAGCAAAGUGUGAUGGCUCAAAAAAUUCUCUGCUGUAGGCUGCAUUAUAGACUACACUAGACUAGAUUUACAAAGGAGAUCUAUUUUUGAUAUUGCAAUGUCAGCUUUUGCACAUUUUGUUCUAUCUGCUUACUGAAUGAACUGAAAGAACAAUCCAGCUAAGAAUUAUUUUUUUUUUUCCAUGAAUCAGUAUAUUAAAUAGAAAGCAGUCAAGGCUACUCACAAGAAAUGCUGAGAAAAGGCCUGUGAUUUUAAGCCCUUCUCCUUUCCAGGAGUUUGAUGCCAAAUGUCUCCUGAAUUCAGAUACAUAAGCUGUUCCUUUCUUUCUUGCUUUCUUUGCCUCAUAUACAUACACAUGUAACAGUAGUCCCAUCUACCUGUUAGUCUAAUUACAUGACACAGAAAAACUGAAGCUCAGAUUUUUCUGCUGCAUCAUCUUCCAAAAUGAUGCCUUUUCAGGCAGCAACGUAUCCUGGACUGGGGCUUUCAGUCUUUCCGGUUGGAGUUUUUAAUGUGAAGAAUCCAGUUAUUUCUACUGCUGUUACUGAGUAUAUUAGUAACUGGCUAUGGAAUCCUUAUUUUUUUGACUUAACUCACAGCUAUUAGUCAGUACACAGAAGCACUGCAUCAUUUGAAAGUGGCAACCUAAAAAAACCUUUAGACCUUCUUAUUGUCUGGUGAUAACAGCUUUCGAUGUUUCAGUCCUUUGAGUAAUGAAUUGAUUUAGAGCUGUGUACCUGUCCUCAAUAAGUGCUCUAAACCACUAGGCUAAAGUGGAUUAGGUGCACCACAACCUCCUCAAAGUACUUUGGACCUUGUAUAUAGGCUUGUAUACAUAUUGGCCAGGUGAGGGCAAGAAAAGAAGGGCCACAUUACUUCUAAAUCCUCCUCUGGUGUGAAUGAUAAAAACCUAGCUUGUCCACGUUAACAGUUAGGCAGCUCUGCAUAUACUCAGCAGAAUACAUUUAGGGCACAUAAGAACUUGACUGAUGCAAUAAUUUUCUUUUCUUUGUUACUUAAAAAGGAACCUCACAUUGGAGGAGAAGGCAUGAGGGGAGCUGGACUAUCACUUGAUCAGUUGAAGCUGCUGCAGAGAUUUGAUCCAUCUGCUGUGACAUUGCAAGGAA
This is a messenger RNA of Aquila chrysaetos chrysaetos, 6118 nucleotides long. It is a transcript of the gene NSUN6, whose product is annotated as NOP2/Sun RNA methyltransferase 6. The coding region runs from base 3653 to 4855 and encodes 400 amino acids. Gene Ontology annotation, molecular function: methyltransferase activity; RNA binding. The transcript has 11 exons. NCBI's taxonomy places the organism in Eukaryota, Metazoa, Chordata, Aves, Accipitriformes, Accipitridae. Gene Ontology annotation, biological process: RNA methylation. The record is from RefSeq and is a predicted model, not a curated record.